Plenodomus lingam JN3 is the source of this 108-nucleotide messenger RNA. The record is from RefSeq and is a predicted model, not a curated record. Lineage: Eukaryota; Fungi; Ascomycota; Dothideomycetes; Pleosporales; Leptosphaeriaceae.
AUGGAGGAGAUAUCCAAAAAGCAAGCAACUCAGAGCCCUGAGGAGCUCUGGAUCAAGGUAUUCCGACACCGGGAAUCGAACCCGGGCCUUGCCGGCACUGUACAGUGA